GUUUUUUCUUUAUAUUACUUUAUAACUUUGAGGUUAUCGUUUAUCGAAGAAACUAUUUCUUAUUAUAAUAUAUACAAUAGUUCCUAAAGUUUUCUAUUUCUAUGAUUACACAUAUUUUGUAUAGAAAUAUGUCUCAAAGAGUUGUUUUCAAAUUAAUUAACAAUGCCGAAGUAGCUGACAAAAAAAUUAUUGACUUGCGACAGAAAUUAGAAGAGGUGAAGAAAAUCAAAGUGCAGGAGAAAAUUAAACAUCUUACUUUUGAAAAUGAAACUUUGUCAGUUAAAGUACAACAAGCAAGGAAUGAAUUAAUCCGACUUGAAAUUAUGAAUGGUAAGAAUCAGUAUCCAAUUCCUGGAAAAAUUAUUACAAAAGCAUUAGAUGCACCACCACUGAAAACUGAUGUUCAAAAAGAACAAAUCCAGAAGGAGAAUAAAAAGAAAGAAAAGGAGCCUGCUAAAAAGUUAAAAGAAAAUUCAAAUGAGAUCAAUAGUACUGUAGUAGAUGUACGAAAAUUAGAUUUUAGAAUUGGAAAAAUCAUAGAUAUAAAUAAACAUCCAGAUGCAGAUAGUCUUUAUGUAGAAAAAAUAGACUGUGGUGAAGGGAAGCCUAGAACGGUUGUAUCUGGUUUAGUAAAUCAUGUGCCAAUAGAGGAAAUGCAAAACCGUAUUGUUAUGGUGCUAUGUAAUCUAAAGCCUGUCAAGAUGAGAGGAAUAACAUCAGAGGGCAUGGUUAUGUGUGCCUCAUCUCCAGAUAAAGUUGAAGUUUUAAUUCCUCCAAGUGAAGCAAUCCCAGGAGACCUUGUCAUAUGUGAAGGGUAUCCCAGAGAGCCAGAAGCUCAACUCAAUCCAAAGAAAAAAAUAUUUGAGACAUGUGCACCAGACUUGAAAACUAAUGAUGACAAAGUUGCCUGUUACAAAGACAACCCAUUAAUUGUGCCUGGAAAAGGGGCAGUUACAGCUCCAACACUAAAAAGUGUUAGUGUAAAAUAGAAAUAAAAUAUACAAAUGCAUAUUUUGAAAAAUAAAAUG
Achroia grisella is the source of this 1028-nucleotide messenger RNA. It is a transcript of the gene AIMP1, whose product is annotated as aminoacyl tRNA synthase complex-interacting multifunctional protein 1. Gene Ontology annotation, molecular function: tRNA binding. The record is from RefSeq and is a predicted model, not a curated record. Lineage: Eukaryota; Metazoa; Arthropoda; Insecta; Lepidoptera; Pyralidae. The coding region runs from base 102 to 989 and encodes 295 amino acids. The transcript is spliced from 3 exons.